UGCACACUCUUCCCCUCUGCCACAGGCACCUGGCACACACUACAGAAAAAACACAGCGCCACAUCAAGUUAGAAAACACCAGCGCAAUAUUUAAGGAAUGCCCGACAAGCCAACGAUGCCGAAAGUGAAAAAAUCCAAAGGCGGCGGCGGCGGAGGAGGAGAGACGAGCGGAGGAGCGAUGGCGCUGGCUGACCAGAUCCUGCAGGCGGACACGAUGCGAGCCCGAGGCCGGGUGAAGAGCAAGGAUAGUCGGGCGGAAAGCGAGGACAACUACGUAGACGAGCGUCUGUCUCGGAAGAUCUUACAACAGGCACGAAUUCAGCAAGAUGAGCUUCAGACCGAAUAUGGCCUGGUACCAGAGAAGAAGAAGACACCAGUCACUGUUCUCGGGCCUGACACUCAGGAUGCAGACUCCGAUGAGGAGUGGCCAGCACUGGGAACGUCGGGUGCUGAGGACGACGAUGCUGUGUGUGACACCGAAGUCGUCGUUGACCCUGCCGAUGAGACGGCCAUGGAGAUGUUCAUGAAUAAAAAUCCGCCAAUGAGACGGACCUUAGCUGAUAUCAUCAUGGAGAAGAUUACAGAGAAGCAGACUGAGGUAGGGACGGUGAUGUCGGAGGUGUCUGGGCGUCCAAUGCCCCAACUUGACCCAAGGGUAAUAGAAGUGUACAAAGGGGUCAAUAAGGUUCUGUCUAAAUAUCGCAGCGGUAAAUUGCCAAAGGCUUUUAAAAUAGUCCCAGCACUUUCAAACUGGGAGCAGAUUCUUUAUUUGACUGAGCCUGAGACUUGGACAGCAGCUGCCAUGUACCAAGCAACAAGAAUCUUCUCAUCCAAUCUGAAAGAGCGAAUGGCUCAGAGGUUUUACAACUUGGUGCUGCUGCCCCGAGUACGGGAUGAUAUUGCAGAGUACAAGAAACUCAACUUCCAUCUCUACAGUGCUCUGAAGAAGGCCUUGUUCAAACCAGGAGCGUGGUUUUCAGGUAUACUGAUUCCUCUGUGUGAAUCUGGGACAUGUACUCUGAGGGAAGCCAUCAUCAUCGGAAGCAUACUCACAAAGUGCUCAAUCCCUGUGCUCCACUCCAGCGCUGCAAUGCUUAAGUUGGCAGAGAUGGAGUACAACGGUGCCAACAGCAUUUUCCUGCGCAUCUCUGACAAGAAAUACGCCCUGCCUUUCCGUGUCCUAGAUGCCUUGGUGGCCCACUUCCUGUCCUUCCGCAAUGAAAAACGUGUGCUUCCUGUGCUGUGGCAUCAGAGUUUACUCACACUGGCUCAGCGCUACAAGGCCGACCUGUCUUCCGAACAAAAGACGGCACUGCUGGAGCUGCUCAAGAUACAAACGCACCCUCCGAUCUCUGCAGAGAUUCGCAGAGAAUUGCAAAAUUGGUCGAGGGAUCUUGAAAUUGGGCUCCCUGUACUGUUGAGAUGGACUGAGGAAAAACUUCUUUAUUCUUCUUGACCCUGAAAGACAGUUUAAAAGAUGGCAGUGUCUCAAGAGCCGUAAUUAUGUCCCCCUUGGAUAAAUGUGCACAUUUAAAAAUCAGUUGUGAUGAAAUUUCACAUCAGGAAUUGCUUGGCAAUACAAAGACUGAUUUGUGUUUGUUUGAUUAUAGCAAUGUUGUUGUUUUGAAGCAAUGAUUUUUGUUAUACAAAUUGAGUCCAUUAAAAGGUGGUCAGGGA
This is a messenger RNA of Cyclopterus lumpus (lumpfish), 1677 nucleotides long. RefSeq names its product bystin-like (gene bysl). Gene Ontology annotation, molecular function: snoRNA binding. Gene Ontology annotation, cellular component: cytoplasm; nucleolus; preribosome, small subunit precursor. The record is from RefSeq and is a predicted model, not a curated record. NCBI's taxonomy places the organism in Eukaryota, Metazoa, Chordata, Actinopteri, Perciformes, Cyclopteridae. Gene Ontology annotation, biological process: rRNA processing.